CUACCCUGGGUGCAGACGAGCAGUGCGUGGUGGAAGCAGGGCGGACUGUCCCGCUGGAAGGCACCCUGGCGCAACGAUGAGAGCGUGGAGGCGGUGCAGGAGGCCGCGCAGAACGAUCCCUGGAUGCCUGCGCUGUACCGAGUAUGUACCUGCUCGUCCCGUGUCCGCUUCUUUCGCGAAGCAUCUCCGGUCACCAGAACGAGCGGAGUAUUAAUGCCACAUGAGUAUUUUUAUAUGUGGACAGUUGGAGAAUGCUAACCGCGCUUGUGAUUACGUCCGAAUGGAAAUCAUAUUAAAUGCCUUCCCGUCAAAAUUCGUUUUCUUAGACGAUGCAAAUCGUCAGAUUUGGCGGAGAAAUGUGCGCCGAAGCUCAACGAGUGUUUCUACACAACUGUUAUUUGUACAGUAUCUGUAUUCCCAGAAAAGAGGAUAUGUGCCGUACUCGCUCCGCCAGUUUUAUUGAUUUGCUGGUUUCGAUUGCAGUAUAAAGCCGCAGAUUAAUGAUACAGAAUUUCUUUACGGUAUUUGAAUUAUGUCCUUUUGAAUUUCUAACAUUUAAUUUUAAAUUUCACCAUGUUUUUUAAAGUUUGAAUGAACUGCAACUAUUGUAAUUUGGCCGUGUUCUGCUGGUUAUUGCCCGUCACAAUAUUUUGAUUCUCGUUGCGGUUGUUCCAAAGUUUCUUGAAAAUUAGAGUAGAUCUCGAACCAUACGCCUGUAGCGAUCUAGUGAGCAUGGAUGACUCCGCCGUCCGCAAUGCGCCGCAUCCGUUGCAUUUUAUCCGUUCUCGUUCGUCUGGUGAUUUGUCGACGUUUGAUCCGGCCUUUGACGAUGUAAUGAGAAAGGUUGUGGAGAAGAACUCCUAUGCCAAGCGUCUCAGGCCCCUUAUUCGACAGCUGGUACUACUCUCCCUCGCCCGCAGUGUGCUUUUAGUUACCGCUUUGGCCGUCGAAUGUAUGCGCAUACGAUUCCCUUACGGUGUCCAGCGGGAAAACCAGGAACGUAAAAACCACGAUAAGUCAGCCGGACGUCCAUUUCUCCUGGAGCACCUUCCCAUCGCUCUUGGAUGUGGCUAUGCAUUCUCUCUUGCCGAUUUGAGCAUGGCGUUAACGUUGUGGAACAGUAUGCGCAAGAUGCGUGGGCAGUGGUUCCUGUCGGCAGAGAGACUGCAGGAAGGCACGUGGAUGUCUGUCGGCUGCUAUGAAAGCAACCUCCUGAAACUGCAUCUGGAUCUCUAUGUCAUCUGCACCAUCCUGGCCAUUACCGGUAUGGCGGUCGUUAUGGGAACGGUCCAGUUCUUUUAUCCGCGCUAUUUCUUGGCUCGCGGGCGGCAUGUCAUCUCUACACUGUGGCAUAGUUAUACCGUGGAUGUGACGCAACACGAAAUACUCCUGGCGACUUUCCCGUCGGUCGGUUUAGCCAUGUGCGGCUUGAUUACCGCGUGGAAGUGUCGCCUCUCGGUGCUGCCGUUGCGAGGACUUUACUGGGCCGAGCUGCAGGACUUGGAGGUUGGGCUGUCGGAUGCGGUAGAAUGGUUAUACGAGAAUGGGUGCUACGUGAUCGGGGACCUCGUCCGGUGUUCGACCGUGUGGGUCGGGCACGUAAUCUUUGUUCUGCUGCGCCGGAAAGAGGUCUUCUGUAUUAACGACUAAAGACUUCCCGUUGUACUAUACUACAGCGGAUGAAUGUUGUCUAAGCGGUUCAGCAUGUGUGACUCCCUGUUCUGACCAGCUCACCAUGCGCGUAGUAUGACUGGACACAUUUAUCGGAAGCUGUCCAUUCUAUUUCUAAACUUGAUUUUAAUUUGGGUCUGCUUCCGUGCGUACGGGAUGACGUCUAAUAAAUUAGGCCUGCGAUCUGGCCGCACAGUGAAAUGGGGUUUCUCUCGCUUCUGGUAACCGUAAUCACAGCUGAUUCGUGACCUUGCAUCCUUUUCCAACCUGUACAGCGAAGCGCUUAGUAAUCAAUCGAGUUGAGAUGCUUUAAGAGCAUCGUAUUUAGUAUUUUGAGGUUUUUCGCAUGCCGGGAACUUUCACAAUAUGGAUUCGCGUGCCGACCGCCAGAGACACGGUAGUCUCCGCGUUGUUCACAUAACGAACUUUUCGGAAAUUGAUUACCUGAUAAUUACGGUUUUUAUAUAACGAGAUUAAUAAAGGUUAUCACGUUUUCUACUGUGUAAUGAUGCAGAUUAAACGGAAAUUUGUGGUUCCGGUGCGCGAAUCCAUAAUGUCGAAGUGUCAAGCAUGCGAACAACGUCGAAGCGCUGAUUUGCGCUGAAUGAUUUUUAAAUUCUUUUUAUUGUGGUUUUCUGUUUACUAUGUAAUGACUUGAUGUACAGUAGAUUUUUAUUUUAUUCGUUUUUCUGUUUAUUAUAGUUGUGUGUCGUUAUUCAUGAAACAGAUUUGCACUCAAAACACAUCGCUGAAGGUUACGUCUAAUGUUUCAUGUUUUCCCAAAUUAACAUACCGGCAAGACAAUCCAUAGACCAUACUGACAUGCUAUGCGGAAGUCGCACCGCGACAACCGCACUAGAUGACCAAACCUACUCAGUCGGUAGAGUGGGAAUAUGCUCUGGACUCCGUAAGUGGUACUACUGCCUACUUCCGCUAGGUACGAGCGGAUUGCUGUGCCUAACGAAAGUUACCGAAACCCAAACACUCAGGAACUUCCCAAAUGUUUAAUCACCAAACUGAACGAACGAACAAACAGAACAGAACAGAACGAGAUAUGAACUUCCUUCUAACCUAGAGUCACACGACCUUUCAGCUAGAAACAAGCUCACAGAUUUAGUAGAAGUUAGAAACUUCAGACUGAUUAGUUAAACCAGAAUCGUGGAUGCAAUUAGCGAUCCAAAUGCGUUAGAUAAGAACAGCACGUCGUACGUAACGGAACAGACAACACGUACGUCAUAACACGUACGUAAUACGCGCAAACUACGCAUAGCGCGUUACCCCCACUGCUACAGAAUUAACGUCCGCGUUAAUCAAAGCAAACAAACAAACAGAACCAAAAUCAA
Paramacrobiotus metropolitanus is the source of this 3014-nucleotide messenger RNA. RefSeq lists its product as uncharacterized. Gene Ontology annotation, biological process: vesicle-mediated transport. The transcript has 3 exons. The record is from RefSeq and is a predicted model, not a curated record. The coding region runs from base 733 to 1650 and encodes 305 amino acids. Gene Ontology annotation, cellular component: membrane. Lineage: Eukaryota; Metazoa; Tardigrada; Eutardigrada; Parachela; Macrobiotidae.